GGAGGGGGAGAAUCCAAUCCGGUUUGAGCUAGUUUUUCUUCCAAUGGAACAUUAACGUCUCGCUCCGCUGUGUUAGACUGUACUGGCACAGCUUUAUCUUUAAUAUACCACUGUAUUUUCUCCUGUAUUGAGUAAUAUUUAGCUCAUUUUUCUUCUUUAAAAACACCCCACACACAAACCAACCAUGCCUAAAAGGAACACAGCAGCUGCAGGAGGUGACUCAGCGCCCAAGAGGAGAUCGCUCAGGUUGAAAGAUAGACCUGCACCUCCAAAGCCAGAGGCCAAACCUAAGCCAAAGAAGGGACCUGCUAAGCCUAAGAAAACCAAGGAGGUGGAGAAGGCCAAGCCUGAGGAGAAAGCACCAGAGGCCCCUGCUGAGAAUGGCGAAGCCAAAGCUGAGGACGAUGCACCAGCUACAGACGCAGCUGAACAAAAAGACGAGGCAGCAGAAUAACAUCUCUCAAACCAUGUCUUUUACCAGUACUCCCUGUACCUCUUUUCUUGUACAAUUCAGGGGAAUAUUUUUAUCAACUAUUUUCUAAAUACAGGUUUUUUAGUAGUUUGAUUGUAGAGAACACUUUUUUUUAAUGAAAGAAAAAAGUCAAUUUGGAGACGGGAAUUUCAUCACAUCCCACAAUUUUGCAUCGCCAUAAAAAUUGAGGUCAUUGUUGUUACUGUCGGUGGAUUUCAUUUCAGUUUUAAAUGUGAAGGAGGGGAGGGAGAGGGACAGGUUACUCUGUCAACACGCAAGCACGACAUUCACAGGAGCUGGGUCAACAACCGCAAGAGCUUGCCUGCGUGGAUUACAUUCCAUAUGCUUUAUAAGGGACAGUGUAUGUAAUCUGUGCUGGGGUGGGAAUGGACUGAGUCACAGGGCAACUCAUUGUUUUCUUGUUUAUACUGAAGAACAGUGUUUUAGAAUGUUUGUAAGCUUUGUUCCUAUAUGUUAACUCUUGUACUCAUGCAGUUUUCUUAACGAAUCUGAUCAAUAAAGCUAAAAUACCUACAGUAGUACUGGAGCUCUCCCUAUCAGAACUUUGCAUCGCGUGUGUUGGUUGUAUCUCUGUUCUGUGAUAGCAUCGCAAUAAAUUUGUAUAGCUGCUGUGAAAAAAAGGUUUUCAAUCUUUCUAUAUGCAGUGUGUAAUGGUACAUUGUAAGGAUGGUAAAAAUGGAAUUUGUUUUCUUAUCCAAGCUAAUAAGGUGUGUUACCAAUAAAAAAAACUGUUAAGACUGGCUUAAAAUCCAGCACACAAACUGUACUUUUAUUUGAGAUGUCAAAUGCAUACCAGCAGUAGCAAUAUUCAUGUGAGUUUUAGCUAUCUGUAUCAAGUACAAGUGUGCAGUUUCUUUAUUUGUUUAUAGAUGUACCUGUGUAAUGAUUGUUAUCAACAAACCAAUAAAACUUGGUUGGUAGUUGUUA
Molecule: messenger RNA, 1420 nt
Organism: Scatophagus argus
Lineage: Eukaryota; Metazoa; Chordata; Actinopteri; Scatophagidae
Gene: hmgn1b
Product: non-histone chromosomal protein HMG-like
Exons: 6
Coding region: 185-454 (89 amino acids)
Cellular component (GO): nucleus; chromatin
Molecular function (GO): nucleosomal DNA binding
Source: RefSeq, a predicted model, not a curated record